AUGGCUAAUGUACGGACUUACCGACCCAGCGUGCGUGUUGGGAACUGGAACGAAGAUGUUAUUUUGGAAGAGGACACCCUAAAAGACUUCCUGCACCGGAGAGAGAGAGGCGAGCUUACGGUUCAACGAAACGGCUGUCUCAAACAAGGACUACUGAAAUCGGUGAAUUUGUCCGUGGCAAGAGAUGGUUUUCUACAUUUUGGGGACGUAGUGAUGUUGGUGAACCCUAAGGGGGUGGACCCUCACACCCGAGACGCCUGUGCCCUGAGCAUCAUUGCAGACAUUAACAGUAUUCAUCAGCACCCUGACCCAGACUCCGCCCCCUGUCUACAAGGGCCCUGCCAGGUGGGCGGGGCGAGAAGUCUGGAUCCAUGUGCUAGAAAUGCAUUCAUUAUCAGCAGUGUGGAUGGAAGUCCAGAGGGAGAGAUGGUGAAAUAUGAGCAAUGCUUUGCCUUGAGGACCACUGCAGAUUUUACUGGGCAGCUGUUCCUGGCCUCUGACAUCACCACCUUCCAGAAAUGCGCACUGAAGUCCCGCCUACAGGAAGUGAGCUUGGUGAAACAGCUGGACUUCCUGUGCUGGUGGAGAGCCGUUUGCCGUGAUCCUCAUGAACGAUUAGAACAGCAGGGAUUCCCUGUGCAGGUAAAUAGUAAAGUGUUGAUCUCUCACUGUAAGACCAACCAGUGUCUAGCUGCUCUGCACAAUCACACAAUCUGGUCCGUAUUUGGUAGAGACUAUGAAAUCACUGCGCACACAUUCCUGGACUCCCACAAGGCCGAGCAGGAUGUUAACCACUGGCUGUUUGUGACCUCUGACCCCAGCAACCAGGAACAGAGCCUUUUCACCCGACAACAGGAGACACUCACAUCAGACGGGAAACAAGACAGUCAAGAAGAUUGA
Messenger RNA from Chanos chanos (milkfish), 900 nucleotides. It is a transcript of the gene cfap161, whose product is annotated as cilia and flagella associated protein 161. The transcript has 7 exons. The coding region runs from base 1 to 900 and encodes 299 amino acids. Lineage: Eukaryota; Metazoa; Chordata; Actinopteri; Gonorynchiformes; Chanidae. Gene Ontology annotation, cellular component: motile cilium. Gene Ontology annotation, biological process: cilium assembly. The record is from RefSeq and is a predicted model, not a curated record.